AUGGUAUCCGGAAAAACAGUGUUUGUGCCAGAAGACGCUGCCAAGUUCGAGUCUUUUAAGCCUGCCAUCGAGGCUUACAACAAAGAUGUCAUCGAGCAAAUGGAAAAAUUCGAUCCAGAGUUCUACGCCAAGUGCGUGGCAGAAAUCCCUGCAGAGGAAGUCUUGGACUCGGAACCCAUCGACGCAACCAGCUUUUUGUCGCUUUUGUCUCCACAAGAACGCACAAUUGUUGGCGAUCUGACCAUCGAAGACCUCACCCAAAAACAGCUUUCUGGCGAGCUCACGGCCGUUGAAAUCACCCGGGCCUUCAUCAAGGCCUCAAUUGUCGCUCAGCUAACCACCAACUGUGUAAUGCAGUUUAUGAUCCCAGAGGCCCUGCAACGCGCCCAAGAACUUGACGAUUACUUGCAAACAAACAAGAAGCUUGUGGGACCAUUCCACGGUGUCGUUGUGUCACUCAAGGAACACAUCAACGUCAAGGACAGAAUCACCUGUGCCUCUUAUGUGUCGUAUUUGGAUAAUAUCGCACCAGAAGACGCAGCUUCCGUCAAAAUCCUGUACAAGAUGGGCGCGGUGUUCCACGCACGUACUGCUCAACCACAGGGUAUCAUGCAUCUCGACACUUGGAACAACAUCAACGGUAGAACCAGAAACCCACGUUCUACACGUAUGUCCCCCGGCGGUUCCUCCGGUGGUGAAUCUGCUAUAGUUGCCAUGAAUGGUUCGGUGAUCGGUGUGGGUAGCGAUAUUGGCGGAAGUAUCCGUGCCCCAGCUGCUUUCACUGACAUUUUCGGUAUCAGGCCAACCACCAGACGUAUCUCGUUGUAUUCCGGCGUUUCUUCCGGUAAGGGUCAGGAAUCCAUUGUAGCAGUUCAGGGUCCUCUUGCGAGAUCUAUCGAGGAACUAGACACUUAUAUGCGCGUUUACAUCAAUGAAGGUAAACCAUGGCUCUACGAUCCAACUUGCGUUCCUGUUGAAUGGCGUGAACCAAAGCUUCCAAAAAAAAUCAGAAUCGGAGUUCUGUAUGACGACAACUUGGUGACUCCUUUCCCAGCCAUUACUCGAGGUAUCAAAACCGCGGUGAACAAGCUUUCAGAGAACGCAGAAUUCGAAUUUGUCCACUUGAACCCUACGUGGUUUUCAGAAAAGGAGAUGGAAGACAUCUACACCACCAAUCUCAAACUUUACACCUGUGACGGCAACCAAGUGCAGAUGGAAAUGUGGUCCCCAAGUGGUGAGCCUCUAUUGCCACUCACUAAGCACUACAUGAAAUUCGGUGGCGGUGAAGCGUUGUCGUGUUAUGACAACAAGAUGUUGAAUGCUCAAAGAGAUGCAUUGAAAAUGAAAAUGUUCCAGAAAUACUUUGCAGAUGUCGAUUUUAUUCUAUCUCCAACUUACAACGGGCCUGCAGAAAUGGCUGCUGAAUCGUUGUACUGGGGCUACACCUCCUUCUGGAAUCUGCUGGACUAUCCAAAUGUUGUUUUCCCCGUAAAUGUUGCACACGAUGUCGAGAAAGAUGCCCAAAUCCCAGAAUUGAAGCAGAACAAAUACGAGAAAAUGGUGUGGUACAAGGAUAACGGAGAAAUCAGAUACGACCCCAAGAGCUAUAUCGGCGGGCCCGUGGCUCUUCAACUCACCGGUAACCGUUUUUGCGACGAGGAUGUUGUUGCCUUGACCAAGAAAUUUGUCGCAGCUCUAGGUGUUGAGAGACGGUAG
Messenger RNA from Lachancea sp. 'fantastica', 1716 nucleotides. The record is from the annotation of a GenBank genome assembly. Lineage: Eukaryota; Fungi; Ascomycota; Saccharomycetes; Saccharomycetales; Saccharomycetaceae.